This is a messenger RNA of Apodemus sylvaticus (European woodmouse), 1615 nucleotides long. It is a transcript of the gene Ppan, whose product is annotated as peter pan homolog. Gene Ontology annotation, biological process: rRNA processing; ribosomal large subunit assembly. Gene Ontology annotation, cellular component: preribosome, large subunit precursor. The record is from RefSeq and is a predicted model, not a curated record. The coding region runs from base 100 to 1482 and encodes 460 amino acids. Gene Ontology annotation, molecular function: rRNA binding. Lineage: Eukaryota; Metazoa; Chordata; Mammalia; Rodentia; Muridae. The transcript is spliced from 12 exons.
UGGCCGCGCAGUGCGUAAGGUCUUUGAGUCGCCUGCACGGAAGUGAGCGGUGUGCGCCGGAAGCGAAUACAGAGGCUGCCUCGUGGGGAAGCGGGCGGCAUGGGGCAGUCGGGGCGGUCCCGACAUCAGAAGCGCGCUCGCGCCCAGGCGCAGCUCCGCAACCUCGAGGCCUACGCCGCGCAGCCGCACUCCUUCGUGUUCACGCGAGGCCGCGCGGGCCGCAGUGUGCAGCAGCUCAGCCUGGAUGUCCGGCGGGUCAUGGAGCCGCUCACCGCCACCCGCCUGCAGGUUCGAAAGAAGAACACCCUGAAGGACUGUGUGGCCGUGGCCGGCCCCCUGGGGGUCACACACUUCCUUGUUUUGAGCAAAACCGACUGCAGUGUAUACUUGAAGCUGAUGCGACUCCCAGGAGGCCCCACCCUGACCUUCCAGAUCAACAAGUACACACUGAUACGGGACGUGGUCUCUUCCCUGCGCCGACACCGCAUGCACGAGCAGCAGUUCAACCACCCGCCCCUCCUAGUACUCAACAACUUCGGUCCCCAGGGCAUGCACGUCAAGCUCAUGGCCACCAUGUUCCAGAACCUGUUCCCAUCCAUCAACGUGCACACGGUCAACCUGAACACCAUUAAGCGCUGCCUCCUGAUCAACUACAAUCCUGACUCCCAGGAGCUGGACUUCCGACACUACAGCAUCAAAGUGGUCCCCGUGGGCGCGAGCCGCGGCAUGAAGAAGCUCUUACAGGAGAAGUUCCCCAACAUGAGCCGGCUGCAGGACAUCAGUGAGCUGCUGGCCGCGGGUGCGGGGUUGUCAGAAAGUGAGGCAGAGCCAGACGGAGAACACAACACCACAGAGCUGCCCCAGGCUGUGGCCGGUCGUGGCAAUAUGCAGGCCCAGCAGAGCGCCAUCCGCCUUACAGAGAUUGGUCCCCGGAUGACACUGCAGCUCAUCAAGAUCCAGGAGGGUGUUGGGAACGGCAAUGUCCUCUUCCACAGUUUCGUACACAAGACAGAAGAGGAGCUGCAGGCCAUCCUGGCAGCAAAGGAGGAGAAGCUACGGCUGAAGGCCCAGCGUCAGAACCAGCAGGCAGAGAACGUGCAGCGCAAGCAGGAGCUGCGAGAGGCCCACAAGAAGAAGAGCCUGGCAGGCAUAAAACGAGCCAGGGCAAAGGCUGACGGUGACAGUGACGCUGAGGACCCAGGGGCGCCAGAGGCAGUGGGGGCUGGCCAGCCUGAAGACGAUGAGGAUGAUGCCGAGUACUUCCGCCAGGCUGUGGGCGAGGAGCCUGAGGAAGAUUUGUUCCCCACAGCUGCUAAGCAGAAACGGCAGGGGAGACCUCUGGGCAAAAAGCAGCGAGGGAAGGAGCAGAGGCCUGGUAAUAAAGGCCGAGGUCAGGGUGGCAGAGCCCAGAGAGUCAAGACCAAGCUGAGACCCAGAGCCACAACCCAGAACUUGGGUCCAACAUCACGGAGAGGAGCCUGAGCCUGCCUGGGAGUGGGUGGACCAUGGAUGCCCCACAUUGGGGCCCGGAAGCUGCCCUGGGGUCCAGUGCAGUCCGGUUUCCUUUCAUAAAGGAGCUGCCCAGUUCUUACCCCCAAUAAACCUGACCAUGGCA